CUUACCGCUUAAUUAUAUAUGUAGGUCAUUCGCCGUGACCCAUGCCAAGUUACGUCUCAACAAUUCAUAUACCCAGCUGAAUAUACGUAUCUACAAAGCACCCUGAUAUAUAUAUAGGGAACUUUUAUCCGAAUGACGAAAAUGUUCUGCUGUAUUGUUCUAUUUCGAGGAUUACACGAUUUCUUAUCGACUUCAGGCUCAAGCGCCAAGCAUAUAACUUACUAUGGUAUAGCAACAGCUAGUUGCUAUAUCUGCAUAAUUUUCCUGUGAAGGAAACAAGCUUGUUAUCUUUGCCCUCUGGACUCAUCAUCAUCAAUCGCUUGCACAGGUCGUAUAUAACCAAGGAGAUCAGCGCGACAGAUUACGACAGCUUCCGUCGAUUUUUAGUUACAUACCAUGCGUCCCCCAAAGGCCAGUACAACAAUUCGAAUAUCCGCGAACUUUGGACCUGCGAGCCAAUUCGCAAACUUGCCCGCGACCUUCAUUCAGCUCAAGGGCCGGACAGAUCUUGAAGAAGGCGACCUCUAUCUACAAUUAUCGCUGGCAACCCUGCGAGAGCUGGCCGACUUGUUGGAACACGAUCGUCUCUCAGAAACUGAUAAAUCCACCUACAGUCGAGCUUACACCGCUGGCAAACUUCAAUAUGACCAGGCGGUAAAACUCAGAGACCAACUUCAGACGCAGAAAAAAUCCUUUCGCAAGUUCAUUGUAAACCUUUUCGUCCGCAAGUCGGAUGCCGAGCGCUUUCUCAAGGUCACAUAUCGGGCUUAUACGAGUAUCAGAAGGACUUCGGAUGACCUGGCCAGACGGUUGCUACCAGAAAAAGAUAACACCCUUGUAUUUGGAACCCCCGAGAAGUCCGCACAAGACCAAGCCUCUGAUUGUGAGGAGAGUCCGCGUGAUGUGGUAGAAGACAGUCUUUCAGUCACCGAUCUUCCUCCAAACAAAACCAUCCGAGGCCUUAAUGUAGAUGUACAUAAUAAACAGGAAGAACAUGAGCUCUUUGCGACGAUUAGUCGAAUAGUGAAAGCCAGGAAUGCGGACGAAUAUGAACAGGCAGAAGAAGCAGAAGAAGAAGAAGAUGAUGAUGGUAGUGCCACUGUCAUACCCUUGAACUCGCAAAGUAGAGCGCCAUCCCCUAGCUCCAGCUGCUCAUUGAUCAAUAUUUACAUCAACCAAAGCGUGGUGUCUUUUGAUUCAGAAUCGACAGGACCAACAUUGAAUGUCGGGGCGAAUGAAGGGGACCUGUCAGCGCUAGCCCUGGAUAUCAAUAAGCCAACGUCUCAGUUGACUUGAUUUGAUGAUUGUAACGCGUUCGAUAUUAUACUAUGUCUAGUCGACAGUGUAUCAGUAAUAUAUUAUUGAUUGGGCAUUCGUGGGUCUCAAGUAGCUAAAAGCACCGCAAUUACGUAUGUACUUCCAACGUCAGUUCAAACUCCGGCAA
This is a messenger RNA of Suillus plorans, 1444 nucleotides long. RefSeq lists its product as uncharacterized. Bases 397 to 1296 code for a protein of 299 amino acids. NCBI's taxonomy places the organism in Eukaryota, Fungi, Basidiomycota, Agaricomycetes, Boletales, Suillaceae. The transcript has 8 exons. The record is from RefSeq and is a predicted model, not a curated record.